GCGACAAGCGGCAGCCGCUCGCCCGCCACUUCGCCCGCUCCUCCUUACCACAUUGUGGUGUCGGACGGCGACCAAGCGCGUGCGCCUAAGAUAGUCUGCGUGCGCAACUUCCUGGCCACGCACGAGAGUGACGUCAAGAACAUGCCGGGCGUGGUGGGGCUGACGGCGGUUUGCCGGGACCGCGUGGUGGUGACUGACCGCUGGAACAAAUGCCUCAAGCUCGUCGAUAUUGUCGGCGGCCGCGUGCUCGAUGCCAUGUGUUUCUCGGAGGACGCCGAACCCUGGGACGUGGCCUUGAGAAAGUCAGGAGUGCUGGCCGUCACCUACCCUAAGGAACAGAAAAUUCGCAUGGUAGAUGUUGCCGCUGGAGGCAACCGUUUGCUGUACCGGUCACACUUCACUACGCGUGACGGCUACGCCUCACUGGCCACGUACAGUCCCACCUCCCUGGUAGCCAGCGUGUGUCCACCUUUCGGCAAUCCGAAGGUACACGUCAUCGACUACAUGGGCGUCAUCCUGCGAGCAAUCGACUGCGCCAACGUGGCCUACCCUCGCUGUGUGGACAUGUGUGGAGGUGGUGAGAUAUGCAUCUCUGACUGGACAAACCACGACGUGAAGAUCUUCACAAGGGAGAACACUCUCAAACACACGUACUCGGGGGUCGGUGGGUCAGCGGACACGAUGCUGAAGGCGCCCAUGGGCUUGUGCUGGGACGGCUACGCCAACGUCUUCGUGGUGGACGGCAAGACGGCCAGGCUGCACGUGGUCUCCACGGAGACCGGCCAAUGCUCGGUCAUCUUUUCGUUGGCCGAGGUGUCGGACGCCGAGAUGAAGCUCGUCACUUUCGUCGACGCCUCGCCGGACUUGUGUCAGAGCGAACGGGCAUUAAUCGUUACCACGACAACCGGCGCCAUCCAAGUGUACGAUUUCCAGUUUCGUCGCCGAGGAGCGGUAGACGUUUAACGCGAAAUAUUAUCACACAGAACUGGUGUUCUCAUGCACGAUCUGAAACCGAUUGAUAGACCCUGGCUGGCUCAGCGUGAAGCCUACUAGCCGCCAUAUUGGUGCUCAGAAGGCGGGACUACUUCACAAGGCUGAAUGCCUGCCAAUGUAUUUUUCGUAUUUGACAUACAAUCAGCGUUGCAUGCUUUCUGUUUUCUUGCACUCUUAGGUCUGGUUCAUCUGUCCAUGUUUCAUGCUGGUUUACAUUACAUUGUGAGUUGCAUGGCUGUCCUGAAAUUCUAGGUCAGAGGUCACAUGGUUUCGCUGACGCCGGCUGCUUUGUCAUAUAUUAGUUACUGGCUCGGCGUAAAACAACAAUUCCUUAUCCCCCAACCCCUUCCUCACAACAGCUAGCUGAAAUUUUGUUAUAUCGACAGACCACAUUGUAAAAUAGUUACAUGACUGGUAUGUAGACAAAUUGGUAUAAUCAUGCAUUGGAUAAUGUAUAUCCGGUUGAAAGGCAACGGUUGGUUGCCGAUUUCUCGUCUUCGCCAAAGAAAACAAUUUAGUUGCCGCUUGAAGUCACUGGUCCUUCUGUGAGUAAUCUGUGAUAAUGCGUGUUGCAUUUAAUGCUCUGCCGCUGUUGCCACCACUAUUUCUGUAGUAGAUAUUACAGAUCCUGCAUUUUCCCAGAAUUAUGUAUAAAUGGAAAAGGUUCGAGGUUAUGGGGCUGCUUUUAAUGUGUAAAAGUCAAUCAUAACUUUCUUCCUGUAUCAUGAAGAGCAUGACAGCAAAGCAGAGACAGUGUUUCGCACACGCAGUAAAAAUUUGUGAACGAUUACGAUGAACCGAGUUGUGCAAAAAUAUUUUGUAUACAUUUUUUUGUUAUUAAUGGUGAUACAAUUGUCUUGUCACUGUGGGGUGCUGUGCACUGCAGCAAACUUUGUAUCCCGUUUCACUGUAACACCACAAGAAAUGUGUAGUGCGUUCUGAUUAGUUUUCAUUUUUUCAUGAGCACUACAAUUUCUAUUUCAACGGUUCGAGAAAAAUGUCAGCAGAUAAUUGUUCCACUCGUUUCCAUUAGCUCAUUUUCUCUCAUGGUAUAAACAUUGUGCAUGCGAAGUAUUGGGUGAUUAGGGGUGAAAUCAGACCCAUUUAGCAACCAUGAACAAGAUGGCCUAAUCGAAACUGGUUAAAUGGUUGUUGUGGUGUGAGUGCCAAUCUGAAUAUUGAAGUAUUGCAACUGUUCACGUAUUAUGCACCGUUGUACGCGGUAUCAUUACGAUAUUAUUUCCGUUGAUCAAUAUUUGCUGUAUGCCAACUUUGCUGCUAGUUAUUACUGUAAUUCGCUUGGAAGCUUCCAUUGUGGGGAAUCAAGCGCGUUUCAAAUAAAAUUGUUACUCGGAGAAAGGAGAAUGUUACAAAACAAAAUGAGCUUUCACUAGUACUGUCUUAGACUGAGCAUGGUCGGGCAAACCAUUGUAGGUGCAAAGAGAAAUAAAACUGAUAAUACUCAC
This is a messenger RNA of Pomacea canaliculata, 2459 nucleotides long. RefSeq lists its product as uncharacterized. Gene Ontology annotation, molecular function: translation repressor activity; ubiquitin protein ligase activity. The transcript is spliced from 3 exons. The record is from RefSeq and is a predicted model, not a curated record. Gene Ontology annotation, biological process: proteasome-mediated ubiquitin-dependent protein catabolic process; protein polyubiquitination; negative regulation of translation. NCBI's taxonomy places the organism in Eukaryota, Metazoa, Mollusca, Gastropoda, Architaenioglossa, Ampullariidae. Bases 142 to 963 code for a protein of 273 amino acids.